AUGAGUAAAGUUAUAACCAAUCCAGCCACUUAUAGUCAACGAGAAAUACUAUUGUUAUCCCAAUUAUUAUAUGUCAAUAAUUUACAAGAUGAAAAACUGAUUGAUUCAGCAUCAGAUGAAUUAAUAUCAACCAUUUUAACUGAAUUUAAGAAUCAUGUGGUAAUGAAAUUAGAUAAUAAACAGAUUAAAUUGAAUACUAAGAUUCAAUUAAAAGAAUUAUAUAGCAAUCUAUUAGCUCAGAAUGGUGUUAAUAAUACCGAAGAUUUGGCUAAUACUACUUAUUUUGGCAGAAUGGAUCAAUUAAAUCAACAAAUAGCUCACCAUAAACAAGAAUUCGUUGAUACUUUACAAGACAGUAAACAUCAAUAA
Messenger RNA from Scheffersomyces coipomensis, 369 nucleotides. RefSeq lists its product as uncharacterized. The record is from RefSeq and is a predicted model, not a curated record. NCBI's taxonomy places the organism in Eukaryota, Fungi, Ascomycota, Pichiomycetes, Serinales, Debaryomycetaceae. Bases 1 to 369 code for a protein of 122 amino acids. The transcript has a single exon.